GCCGGCUUGUUGUGGUCUUGAGUGUCUUCAAAUGAGUGUGUCCGGCGCUGUGAUGUUUAAGUUGACCUGUCCAGCCUGAAGGACACAGACCCUCUGAGGCAGAAAAACAUGGAUAAAUUUGUGGUUCGCACCCCAAAGCAGGCGGAGGACGGAAAGCAGGAAAAGCCGUCCUCAGAGCGGGUUUACAGACAGGCCACUCUGGAGUCAUUGAAGAGAGUGGUUGUGAUUGAGGACAUUGAAAGGUACAAGUCCAUUCUUGAACUGCCUGGCCAGACCAAGGACAACAUGUUAAUGGCACUGACAGAGCUGGACAAGAAAGUCCCUUCUAAAGAGGUGCUAAGGUCGACCAAGAUUGGCCACACGGUUAACAAGCUGCGCAAACAGCAUCCAGACGCCGAAGUGAAGGCUUUGGCACGAGAAGUCUACACACACUGGAGAACGUUCAUCGAGGAGAACGCCAACAAACCGUCAAUAGAGGUCCGCUGUGAUAAACAGACCGAAGGACUCCGGAGCAACGCUGUGAAACUCCUCUCUGAAAGCAUCGGCUUGGAGGUUAACGACGGACUGGUUGAGAACAUCGAGAGGGAAGUGUUUCACCAGUGCUCACGGCUGGUCAGCGGAGUCUACAGGAGGACUGUUAGAGCUCUCGUCUUUGCUCUCAAACACAAGCCUGAUAUCAGAGCACAAGUGAAGGACGGUAAAGUCCCUGUGAACGUAUUCGUGAGCAACCAUAAGAAGAAACCGUGAGAUGAAGACAGACUGGAAGCAUCCUUCAGCCACUGGAAUUCAGAAAGCAUCUUUUUCGGUCACUUUUUAUAAAACGUUUUUGUUUUUAAUAGUUUUUUUUAACAGCAAAAGAUCAAUAUUACAAUAAUCUGUGACUGUGUACACAUAAAGCAUCAUCUGACCAUUAGAUUCUCUUUAAAGACUUGAGUAAAUCCCAGCUCAUUAAUCUUUAUUUAAAGGAAAAGUUUUGAUGGUGAUUUAUCCAUCCAUCCAUCCAUCCAUCCAUUUUCCAAGCCGCUUCUCCGUCAGGGUUGCGGGAGGUGCUGGAGCCUAUCCCAGCAGUUAUCGGGCGGAAGGCAGGAUACACCCUGGACAGGUCGCACAUAUUACAACAGCAUGGCUCCGUAUUUAAAGAGUCUGGGUGCUAACUGGCCUGCCUGCAGUCCAGACAUGCCACCCAUUGAAAAGAUUUUGUGCAUUAUGGAAUGAAAAAUACGACAAAGGAGGCCCUGAACUGUUUAGCAGCUGGAAUCCUAUUUAAAGCAAGAAUGGGAAAACAUUUCUUUUUUAAAAACUACAUCAAUCUUUCUCUUCAGUGCCCAGAUGCCUACAAUGUUGCUAAAAGUAGAGGUGAUGAAACACAGUGGUAAAAAUGCCCCCGUCCCAACUAUUUUGAAAUAUGUUGCUGGCAUUAAAUCCAAAAUGGGCAUAUAUUUAAAAAAUUAAAACAAUACAAUUUCUCAGA
Pygocentrus nattereri (red-bellied piranha) is the source of this 1471-nucleotide messenger RNA. It is a transcript of the gene tceanc2, whose product is annotated as transcription elongation factor A (SII) N-terminal and central domain containing 2. The transcript has 4 exons. NCBI's taxonomy places the organism in Eukaryota, Metazoa, Chordata, Actinopteri, Characiformes, Serrasalmidae. Bases 109 to 747 code for a protein of 212 amino acids. The record is from RefSeq and is a predicted model, not a curated record. Gene Ontology annotation, biological process: DNA-templated transcription. Gene Ontology annotation, cellular component: nucleus.